AGUAACUGGAAUAUUGCGGGGUAAUUGCAAUGGAUUCCGCGGGCGGGAGGAUCUCGGUAUGGGUGCGCGCGGAGGAGAAGCUCGUCCUGGGCUUGUCAAAACGCACCACCUGCGCCGAUGUGGUCAAAGCCCUGCUGGAGGACGUCGACAAGCCUGAACACCAGCGCUACUGCAUCGCCGAGAAAUGGCGGGGCCUCCAGAGGGUUCUACCCGACCGCACCAGGAUUUGGCGACUGUGGGUGGCGUGGGGAGAGGAACGAGACCGGGUAAGGUUUGUGCUCGUGGGCUGCAGCGAGGUGGCCCGGAGCGCAGAAGCGCGCCUGGUACCGCUCGGAAAAUCCGACCUCGUGCCCUCCAAAUGGACUCCGGGCGCCUCCUUGGCGGAGGUCCCGCUCGAAAGGCAGCGUCGGAUCGUCAGGAAAGCUUUCAGAAAGUUGGAAAAGAUGCAGAGAAAGCAGCCGACCUCCUCUUGCGCGGACAAGAUGCAGACUUUGGCGCGUCUGGUGGUCUCCCAGGAUCGCACUAUCCGUCAGCAAGCGUUCAGGAUUCGGCAGCUGGAUGCGGAGAUUGAAAGGCGGGAGGCCAAAGUGCAUUCGGACCGGGCGCGAACACACGGCGUUAAUUAUGUGCAGGACACCUAUUUAUUAGAGGAGGAGGCAGACACAGAGGCUUCAAACCAGGUGUGCUCUUCGGAAGGCCUCCUACACCCAUGUGCUCUGUGUCAUGAGGCGAAUGUGGACAUGAUGACGAUGCAGAUGGAAGCAGAGCUGGAUGAGUGCUGCACACAGAUGAGGUCAGAGGAGGAAGAGGACGAGCCAUCCUGGUCCUUCAUCAAAGGCGAAGACGAGAUGUUUGUGAAGGAAAAGCUGAGGAGCUUGUUGGAUGCCACUUUGUACGUGGGUCUGUGCCUCCGCUCGGAUUUGGAGGCUAUUAGGGGCGAUUUGGAGCUGAGCCGCCAGAUUUGCAGCAGCCGCGAGGAGGAGAUGAGGGAUUUACUGGAGAAAAUCAACUCUUUGGGUUCGGAGGAUGGGGCGAAUGACGAGGGGGGGACAGAUAAUGUGGAGAUGAGGAGGAGUGCUUUGGAGAGGAAAAGCGAGUGGGUGGAGCAAGCCAGAGGUUACUCCAAAUGUCACAGAGGGAAUGACGACGACUCGGACACGGGUUUAAGCUCCCUCCACAGCCAGGAGUCCGACAGCCUCACGAUCUGCCAAUCGCUGGUUUAGAACUGUCUGAGCCACAUUUCUACUCCGGAAUCAGUCCUUCCUAAACCAUGCACCUGACCACUUUCAGGUGUAGUCCACCUUUCGCCUGAGGUCAGCUGGGAUACAUUCCAGCAUCCCGCUACCCUGUGAAUGAUAAGCGGUGUUGAGAAUGGCUGGAUAAACCAUGUACUGUAUCUGGCUUGCAAACUGCUUGAUUGUGAACAUUGUUCCAGUUUCAAGGACUAGAUCAGAUCUCGGUGGUAUAUGGGGCCUUUAGGACCAGACAACUACAGUAUUUGUCAUGUCUGUCUCUAAAACUAUAACAUGUCUCUAACUCGAUACCUUGACCAAUUUCGCGGACCCUAAAAUCAAGCCACCAUCUUUGUUUUGCUCUAAAAACUGAAGCAGUCUGAACUACCCUUUUUAUAUUUAUGAACUAGUCCUAUUCGAACCAUGCCUCUGACACAAGAACAGGAUCAGUCGGUACUUGUCUCUGACUGAAGGACCAGACUAGCCUAGGCCAUGUCUUUUACUUUGAAACUGGAUCUUUUUUUAUCAUGUCUGUCUCUAUACUCUAGACCUGCACUACCUUGGAUGGUUUCUCUGACACUAUAAUUGGAACAGUCAGGACAAUGUGUCUGCCUCUAAAACCAAACUGUUGGACCUUGUUUAUUUCUCUAGAAAUACAUUCCUAACUGAAAAACCAGAUCAUUUUCAACCAUUUAUCCAGUCUAUAUGAACUCGAUUUCCUAAUCUACAGUAAGUAGAAUUGGGCCUGUAUAAACCAUGCCUCUUACUCUAGAACUGGACUAGUGUCCAUGUCUCUGACUUUUUAACUGGGUCCGUCAAGUCAAAAUCAAAUCUACAGUAUUUAGAUUUAGUCUGAACCAUGUUUCCCCACUGUGAAACUAGAUUAAUUCUAAGCCAUGUUUCUGACUGUGGAACUGGACCAACCUAGACCAUCUUUCUGACCCAGACCUGGCUUUUUUAAUUUAGCUCUAUUUUGUUUGUUUGUUUGGAUGGUCUCUCUGACUCCACUGUAACCAUUUGGACUGUCUUUACCCUAAAUGGUCAGGCCAAUAUAUCUGAUUGUAGAAUUCAGAAGGUUUGAAUCAUGUAUCUGAUUCUGGAAGAAAACUAGUUUGGAGCACAUUUCCUGACUCUAGAACUGAAACCAUGUCUCUGAUUUUACAAUUGGACAACCCACUACAGUACAAUUUAAUGGCAUCCAUUUGUUUUUAUAACAGCUGACAUAACUUUGCCAUCUCUAAAAAACGUUAAAAUGUCAUUUUAAGAAAUAAAAUGACACCUUUUCCUUCUCCUUUCUUCUAUCCUGUAUUGGAGCAAGUGCUGCUGUGACUUUUUACACAAACACCAAAACAGUGGAGCUGCACAGUUUUGUACCGCUUCAGUCAAAACAUUUGAGCGACUUGAUGAGAAGCACCCAUGCCCGAUUGUGAACCAGACAAUUUAGAUACAAACCCAUACUUGACUCUCUUAAUACGUAUCUUUUGCAUCUUCCGAGUCAACAACUUACACACACACACACACCAAAGACUCAACAAUUUAACACACACAUCACAGAAGUUCUUUAAAACACCAAGAAAAGUGGCAACACAUAAAAAAAUCUCAAACGUGGACAAAUUCACACUACUCAAAAACUUACAUGCACAUGACAAAAAAACUGCAUAAAAAACACACACAAAAACCUUACAUUCACACCAGAAAAACUCACCCAACAAAAACACAUACAGCUAAAAAGCAUGCAAAUGAAACAAAAUCCAACAAAACCCUCACAACCUAAAAAAAAGCCACACAACAGAAAAAGCUCUUGCACAAAAACCUGAAACACCGAAAACACACCUUAAAUUAAUGCAUCUACCCCCCCCCCCCAAAAAAAACCUUUCCGUCAAAAACACUUUGAAAAAUGAAUGCACCAAAAAUCAAACCAAAAAGUAAUACAACCAAAAAUCCCUAAAACAAAACUUUCACAUGAAACAAAAAAACCUUCUCAGGUCUUAAUGCACAAAUCCGAUUUUUUUCGUGUUUUUCCGACUCAAGUCAGGUCUUAACACGACAGUCUGAACGCGACAGGUCGCAUAAAAAUGGACCAUUUCAAAUUUGAGCUUGGUGACUUUCGUAUGUGGUUAAAAUCCGAUCCGCGCCACAUUUUUCCAGAAUGUGGCUGCGGUCUGAACUGUCAAGUCCCCCGAAUUGGAAUUCAUGCAGCAAUUACGUCAGCAAAGAGCGAGAAAGACAGGGCGCUACGUUAGCAACGGAGCAGUGUUAGCGUUAUCACUGAACUUGAACGCAGCUUUUAGGGAAGAGGCGAGCUUGACAACAGUCAUAAGAAAAUAAAAUGGGGGUGGAAAGGAAUCUGUGCUUCAAAUGAGCAAUAUUUCAAGAUUGCGUACCCGGCCGAGAGUCGAGGCAAACUGUCCGUAAAUGUGUGCGUCAUUUGUAUAUAAGACUAAACAGAGAUUAUUUAUGUCUAUUUUUCCGUCUUCUUUUUGGACAUUAAUAUAUGAUCACCCUAGAAUGAAGUUGAGCCAGCAUUUGUUUUGAUGCUCCUGCGCAUGCAGGUCAGUUUGCACAGGGCAUCUCGGACUGCGAAUUAGUGCGCAUGCGUGAUACUUGAACGGGCCUAAUGGACAAAGGCAGUCUGAAUGGGCACGCUCCCCCCAAAAAAACAUGACAAAGAAUUGGAAUUGUUCAUUAAAGACCUGUUGUAUUAAACUAGCCUAAAACACACAAAAACAAAUAUCAUGCAUGAAAACACACAAAAAAAUCCUCACAUGCAUUAUAAAAAAAAACACUCAACAAAAAAAAAAGGGCUAAAAAUAAACAAAAAAGUAAUUCACCAUAACUCUUUAAUUUACGCACAUCUUCAUGCAUACAAAAAACAUACACCCCAAAGUAUGCAUUAGAAAUUCUUGCACUCUAAAACUCUCACAAGACUCACAUGCAAAAAAAAUGUAGCAAAAAUACUCUCAAACACAACUUCUGAUGUAUGGACACAUGAAAAUUCAGACAAAAUACCCUCCCCCAAUACGCAUACAUAAUUUCUCACUCUCUGAAAACACUGGCACACAGAAGUAUGGCAUGAUAUAUAUAUAUAAAAAAAAGUCCGCUUGCGCAUCUUGCUUCUCAACUGUUUCAUCGUCAGCACAGAGUGGCAUCAAUGAAGUUGACCUUUAAGUGUAAACAGCAAACAACAGUGAAAGACGAGAACAUUCCUGUCCUUUUGUGUGCGUGUAUGUAUGUGAGCCUGUUGGCUGUUUCCCACAAGACAGAAUGGAAUUGCACACAUUUCAAGUUGCGAUUAUGUGAAGAGUCCAAGACGUCUGAAGCCACUUCAAGCGCAUUCAGGAAUCUAGAGGGCUCCUCUUGUUGGAACUGAGCUUCGCACAUAGACAGAAUAUGCCACAAGUUGAAAUAUUUGCCCGUAUUCAAGGCGUGUUCUUUUAAGUCUCUCCACAGUUUAUGCAAAUUAUAGAGCAGAGGUGGGUAGUAACGAGUUACAUUUACUCCGUUACAUUUACUUGAGUAACAGUGGUGCUACCAGUUUCACCAAUGAGACGUCGCAACAAUAAUCAAAUGACUCCAUUAUACCAAUGUUUUCCGUCACCUGCCUAGGGAAUGCGGAUGUAAAUUAGCAUUCUUGCUAUAAUCCGUCAUAUUUAUAUCUUUUUGAUGUGUCUAAUAGAUGUUCAUCAAUGUGCACUGUCCCUAUCAAUUUUUUUAAAAUAACUAAAUAAAUAAAUAAAUAAAUGAAUAAAAUCAGACUAAAGGUUGCCGUUCUAUGAUCACGCCGGCCUCUUCAAUCUAGUGUUGCACCAAUACCAUUUUUUGGCCCCGAUACCGAUACCUGGCUGUGCAGUAUCGGCCGAUACCAUACCGAUAUCACUUCGUUUGAAAUUUAUAUUACAAGGGAAUCCAGUAGAACGUUUUAUUGCAUACCUGGUAUGGAUGACAAUAGUUCAAUAAACCUUUUUCUCUCAAAGGUCAAAAUACUGCUAAAUUCGUAACAUGUAUAAUACUAGCCCAACAGUAAGAAAGUAAAAAUACAGUGAAUGAACCAAAUAAACUUUUUUAAACCCUAAGUUUUGCCUCUGAAAGGCCAAACAGUGCAUCUUUCAUGAAUUUAUUAGUAAUAAUAACUGACCACAGCAUCCUGUCUCUCUAUUAGCCUCCCUCUCUGUGCACCAGCCGCAACACACACUUAGCCACUUAGCUUAGCUUACUUCUACAGCACUUUGGAAUAGGCUUACCAUCUGUCCUUUAAAAUAAGGAAUCCUUCCGAACUGGGAGUUGUGUUCCGUAUUAGAACUUUCUAUUUCUGAAAGGUCUCAAAUUACUGCAGCAUUUCUUUCAGUAAAAUAUAAUAAAAGUAAAGUAGCUAGUGAACUGACCAAGGAUUGUUGCUCAGGUCCAGCCCCCUUCCUCUGGACAGCAGUCCUGCUGUUGCAGCCUCAAACUCUUUGUGUUCGUUCACAUGUUUCGUCUUCAAAUGUUUUAUCAGGUUCGAGGUAUUGAAACUGGCCUCUCGAAACUUUCAAGCCGCAAAUCUUGCUGGCAGCCAUUGAUUGUAGUCGACGGAAUUUCUAUGCUUAAAGAUUUCCAGACCAGCGCCAUUUCUACUGGUUUGUUUUUCCUCCAUAUGAAAAAGCUGCCCGGCAUUGGUUAAGAGCAGCUAUUGGCCCGCUGUCAUUGGUCUGGAGCAGGCCAAUAGCUUGGCAUGCAAAGUGAUCACGUGUCAUCACACAACACAGAGACAGAGUGUAGUGAGCAUCAGGAGGAAAAAAGCCUGCAGUCAAGUGUUAUAAUACUGGACCGGUAAAUGGUAUCGGCGCACUGUUUGUUGGUACUCGCGGAUACGAAUACCACCAUUUCGUGUCGGAUCCCCCCCACCGAUAUCGGUAUCAGUAGUUCAAUCACGUGGUGUCUUUAAAGCACUGUAAAAAUAUUAGAUAGUUGAC
Molecule: messenger RNA, 6181 nt
Organism: Corythoichthys intestinalis (scribbled pipefish)
Lineage: Eukaryota; Metazoa; Chordata; Actinopteri; Syngnathiformes; Syngnathidae
Gene: rassf10b
Product: Ras association domain family member 10b
Exons: 2
Coding region: 30-1223 (397 amino acids)
Biological process (GO): signal transduction
Source: RefSeq, a predicted model, not a curated record